AUGUUUCUAAAGCCAAAAGUCGCAUACCUACCCGUUCAACAGCGAAGCGCCGAUCCCUGUCUGGUACAUGCCUCCCGUCCUGAGCCAACGGUUCUGGCUUCAAGGUCAACCUCCCGAAUAGCUGUCGGAACUCGGAAGUCAGGCUUAACUUGGCCGGCGCCUGUCGCAGUCCGUAUUAUCCAACAAACCAUCAUGGCUUCUCGUCAGCAGCCACCAAAGAAAAGGGAUAGAACCAACGAGAACUGCGACAAAGCGGUCAAAAACAUCAUGUGGCGUUGUGAGCAGAUACGACGACGAUAUGGAGCCGACGUGUACGUUCAAGUCCGCUUCAAAAGCAAGCACUAUGAGUACACGUCUUCCUCUGAGCACCAUUUUCCUAAAUCUAGAGCCGAGUUGAAAGAAGUCUACCCGGUUCUGGUGGGGAGGUCGCCACUGGACUAUGCGGAAAGAAAAUCUCGCAGCGAAGUUCAAGGUGAAAGUGGAGUGCGCAGCUGUUGA
Molecule: messenger RNA, 498 nt
Organism: Colletotrichum abscissum
Lineage: Eukaryota; Fungi; Ascomycota; Sordariomycetes; Glomerellales; Glomerellaceae
Exons: 3
Coding region: 1-498 (165 amino acids)
Source: RefSeq, a predicted model, not a curated record